Caenorhabditis angaria is the source of this 484-nucleotide messenger RNA. The record is from the annotation of a GenBank genome assembly. NCBI's taxonomy places the organism in Eukaryota, Metazoa, Nematoda, Chromadorea, Rhabditida, Rhabditidae.
AUGAUUGCGAGCUGGAAAACAGUCAAUAAUGAGAUUGAUAUUCAAUUUACGAAUAAACAAUUGCAAAAUAAUCAAUGGACAGCUAUUGUUUUUGGAGAUUCUACGGUAAUUUUUAAUUUUUACUGAAAAAUUUUUAAUUUAAAUUCAUUCUUAACCUAUGAAAUAUAUGUAAUUUCAGAGCCAGUUAAGCAUGGUUGUUUUCGAAAACAUCAAUAAUUCUGUAAAUGUUCAAACUGGAACCACAAAUGGGAUGGGAAAUAAGACAAUUGAUUCGACGAAUCAAGCAACAGUACAAUUUGCAAAUAUAUCUGGAAAUGUGAUGAAUUCGGUUGUCACAUUGCCCUCUUCUUUUAAUGGAGUUGAUUUGACACAAUGCCAUAGUUGGAGAUUUGUUCAAGCUGGAUCAAUUUUGAAUGGUCAAAUGGGAAAACGGUUGACGAAUCCGUUGACUGUUUCAAAUGUUUGUCCAAGUAAAUGUACAUAA